AUGAGCGCUCCCGGCAAAGGCGCCGACGGUGUGCGCAAGCAGGCUGGCAGUCCUGUUGACGGAGGUCAAAGGAAACCCCCAGCCCAAAAAGCAUGGACCCAGGGCACCAAUCCUAUCACUCAGCGACCCUCUAACCUAAGUAAUUCGAACGGCGUGGUAAACACUCCCAAGCCCGCGCCGAACUCCUCAACACUCUCCGGAGAGACCGCAUCGCCAAUGAAGCACAUGAAUGACAGAAUGAUGUACUUGUUGGCAAGUCUCACGGGGCUCCCUAGCAACAUAACUCUGAAGAAUGGCGAGAAGUAUACCGGCGUGCUGUCAGGCACUUCUCUGGACCCGACUGAGAUGCGCUACGUCUUCAAGAUGGUGAAGCGAGUGCAGCCAGCCAACGACGCGCAGGUCAACGGCGCCAACGAAAUGUCCGAUGACUACGUUGGCACUGGCGACUACCAUGUCAUGUCGUUCGACAUAGGUGAUGUUGCUGACUUGCACACACCCAAUGUGGUGCUUGACAAGUCCCAAACUAAGGCUCAGAAUGGAGUUUCGCCGGGCUUCCGGACAGACACCGACAUCUCGGGCAACAUAGCCGUGCGCGAGCGAAACCUGCAGAAGUGGGAACCGUCUGCAGACGCGAAUGCUAAUCUCUCCCUUGAACCCACCGGACGGUCGACUGAGUGGGAUCAAUUUUCGACGAAUGAGCAACUCUUCGGCGUCAAGAGCAACUACGACGAGAGUUACUAUACCACCACCAUUGACCGGAGUAACCCGCAGUAUGCCGAGAGGGCUGCGCGAGCGGAGAAGAUCGCUCGCGAAAUUGAAGCCAGUAGUGCACUGAACGCCCACGUUCGCGAGGAACGUGGCCAGCUGUCUGCCGAUGACAAAGGCGCAGACGAAGAAGAGAAGUAUAGUGGAGUGCGUCGUGACUUCCCGCCCCUCCCGAGCGGUCAGUCCAACAAGUACAUGCCUCCUGCCAGACGCCCGCCAACGAGCCAGCCGACGGUGCCAGGGGCUCCCCACGACCCUGCCAUCAUUUCGUCGCAGAUUGCCCGCCCAGAAUCAACCUCAUCAAAACCAGUGCAACGGACCACCCCUCCGCCCAUUGAGAAACGUGCGACUCCUGAAGGAGUUAAAUCAGAGGUUGCGCUGAAGGUGGAAGGUGCACCCCCAGCCGCACCUUCCAAACAAGAACCUCUAAAGGACGCCUCUGCCAACCCCGAGACAAAGACCGCUCCGCCAGGCAAGCCUGUAGUUGAGCAACCCACCAAGCCCAGUGCCGCGUUCAAACCAACGGUCAGCGGUAUUCCAGCACGAAAAUCAGGGAGACCAGAUAAUGCGACGGCGAACGUGGAGCAUGAUCUUCUCGACUCGUUCAAGCAGUUCUCUGCUGCAGAGAAGUUGCGCAUGUCCGAGAGGCAGCGAUCGCUGGCCCGUGAAUCAAAAGCAGUGAAACUCAAUGACCUCAAAAAAUUCUCCCAGAACUUCAAACUCAACACUCCUGUUCCGCAAGACUUAGUCCCUAUUCUUGCUAAGGAUGAGAACAAGCAACAGGCAAUUGUCGAAAAAGCUCUCCGCGCGGUACAGGAGAUGAAGUCCACCCCUCCCAAGGCAGCACCUACACCAGUAGAGCAGAAACCCAACCGAACAGUCGCUGCCAAGCCUGAGGCUCCGCAUCCGUCCCCCAGCACUUCUGUUGACCGCCAACAGAAUCAACGUCCUCGCCCUGGACAAAAUCACUACGGCUCGGCGACUGUGAGGGAUCGCACGGGCCCCAAUCAGAACAUGAACCAAGGCGCCCAACGCAACACUGGACUACUGAGCACACGCCUGCAGCUGAAUCAACAGCAACACAAACAGCAAGGGGCUCUUCCCUUUCAUAAUAUUCCGCAUCCAAUCCCGCAAAACAUGCAAAACCCUCCACCUACAGGACCUUCCGCUUCCUCUAGUGGUGUCCAGACACCCACAUCUAGCCUGUCUACGAGGUUCAACGUACGAGCACCAGACUUCAAGCCAAAUCCCGCUGCCAGCACAUUUCAGCCGGGAGGAAGCACAAGCAACAACUCUAGUCCAAGGCCCGACUCUUCCUCAAGGCAAGAACCCCCUCGAAAGCCACAGAUUACAAGCUUCUUUGGAGGGCAACGGCCAACAUCAGAACCAUUGGAUCUGACUAAUUCAUUCAAUCCCAUCAAGCGUAUGAUGAAGGAAGCCCAUGACGAGAAUAGGAGCCGAGAAUAUGCGAGCAACGGGGGCAUUCCUUGCCCAUUUCGCACGCCUCCGACAUGGGAUUUCCCCCAGACAAACCAGGAUAGAAGCUACAUUGACAUGUUCGAGCGGACUUCUGUUGCACCGCCUGUAUCAGCACCACAUCCCUCGAUGAGCAACGGUCCCAUUCCUCACCAGCACCAGCUGCCUCCUCAUCUCCAGGGAGGACCUCAGCAUAUGCCUCAGGGCCAAACUCCACAGCACACCCCACGCCAUCCUCCAGUUCAACCUCAUCACGGCCAACCUGGUCCCCAUCAUUUCGAAAGCCAGCACAUGCAGUUCUCUCACUCCACGUCAUCUGUCCAGCCGUCUCCAAGGGCAAUGCCACCUUAUAUCAACUAUGCCCAGCCACAAAAUAUGCCUGGAUUCCCUCCACAAGUACCGAUGCAAGGGUAUGGGAUGAGCCCUAACGUUCAGCACGUCGCUCUUCGACAGCAAGGGGGCCAACAAUUUGUCCAGCCUCCCGCACCAGGCAUGGGUGGUCAAAUGAUGACCAACCAGCCCUCCAACGGUCCAUUUAUGGGUAUGCCUUCAAACCCUCAGAUGCCGAUGUACUCACCUGCUCCUGGUCCCGCGUAUCCUCAUUAUCCCAGCGGAAUGCCUGCUCCUCCAGGUACCAAUGGUUUUCCAAGCCCCAGACCUGGAGGCGCGCCAUUGAUGAGCCAUCAAGGAUCACAGCAGGGUCACCAGCCACAGCAACUUGUCUACAUGCAGCAUGGCACCCAGGUGCCUCCAAUGUUUGCACAGAUGCCGCCAGGCCAGAUGGCACCCAUGCGCGGUCCAUAUCCCCAGCCGCAUCAAUCUCAGUAUGGCUCACCUCACCAGCACCACCAAUUCCCUCUUGCCCACCGUGGAACUCCGAGCGGUAACUAUUCCCAGCCCAUGAUGCAACAACAUUCUAUGGGUCCUCAAGUACCUCCACCAACUGGACCUGCGAAUCAUGGCCCAGAAAUCCACGAGGAAGUUAAAUGA
Molecule: messenger RNA, 3231 nt
Organism: Lindgomyces ingoldianus
Lineage: Eukaryota; Fungi; Ascomycota; Dothideomycetes; Pleosporales; Lindgomycetaceae
Exons: 6
Coding region: 1-3231 (1076 amino acids)
Biological process (GO): cytoplasmic stress granule assembly
Cellular component (GO): cytoplasmic stress granule
Molecular function (GO): RNA binding
Source: RefSeq, a predicted model, not a curated record